Messenger RNA from Stylophora pistillata, 4088 nucleotides. Its product is annotated as transmembrane 9 superfamily member 2. Gene Ontology annotation, biological process: protein localization to membrane. The record is from RefSeq and is a predicted model, not a curated record. Gene Ontology annotation, cellular component: membrane. Lineage: Eukaryota; Metazoa; Cnidaria; Anthozoa; Scleractinia; Pocilloporidae.
CAUUGAAGGUCGCAGAUUUUGAGGAGGAGUAUACGUAAACUGUUGCAAUUUUAGCAGGAUUUUGUCUAUUUGGAGGUACCGAACGGUUUUUUCGAAGCACAUGGAGCACUGCAGUUCGCUUGGGUUGAUUUCGUUGGUUCUAUGUUUAUGGAUUUCUUAUGCCGCGGCAUUUUAUCUACCCGGUCUUGCGCCGAUUUCUUACUGCGAGACUGAAAAGUCCACAAAUCCUGCUUGUUCGUCAAAAAUUGAUUUGUUUGUAAAUCGUCUGGAUUCUAUUGAAUCAGUGAUUCCAUAUGAAUAUGCAAGGUUUGAUUUCUGUCUACCACCCACAGACAAAACAUCCCCAACAGAAAACCUUGGACAGGUCGUUUUUGGAGAAAGGAUAAGGCCUUCCCUUUACAAUAUUACUUUCAAGAAGGAUGUAGCAUGUAAACAACUUUGUGUAAAAAAAUACACUGACAAACCAGAGGAUAAAACGAAGCUGGAAUUUUUGAGAAGUGGAAUAGCUCUUAAUUAUCAAAAUCAUUGGAUUAUUGACAACAUGCCUGUGACUUGGUGUUAUGAGGUUGCAGAUGAAGUAAGAAAAUACUGUUCUACAGGAUUUCCUAUUGGUUGUCAUGUGUCAGAGGAUGGACAAGCUCGGGAUGCCUGUGUGACUAGUACCAAGUUCAAUAAACCUGGGAUGCACUACGUCUUCAAUCAUGUUGAUAUUGAAAUCAAAUACCAUGACGGGACAGGGGAGGAAUGGGAAGGAGCUCGUCUGAUGUCUGCCAAGGUCACACCGAGAAGUAUCAACCACAAGGAAGGGGAGGUUCCCAAAUGUGAUGGUGACCUUGAUGCCAUGGGUUUUCCAGCCGAGACAAAAAGCGUUUACAUUGCCUACACAUACUCUGUUACAUUCCUACAAGAGACAGAUCCCAAUCACAAAUGGGCAUCCCGUUGGGACUACAUUCUUGAUUCAAUGCCUCAUACAAAAAUCCAGUGGUUUAGCAUCAUGAAUUCAUUGGUCAUUGUGCUGUUUUUGUCGGGAAUGGUGGCCAUGAUUAUGCUGCGAACUCUGCACAAAGACAUUGCUCGUUACAAUCAGAUGGAGUCAGCGGAGGAUGCCCAAGAAGAGUUUGGCUGGAAGUUGGUUCAUGGAGAUGUUUUCCGGCCUCCCAAGAAAGGAAUGUUACUGUCCAUCAUGUUGGGUUGUGGAAGUCAGAUAUUUAUCAUGGUGUUUUUCACAUUAGUGUUUGCUUGUCUUGGGUUCCUUUCACCUGCUAAUCGUGGAGCUCUGAUGACGUGUUCAUUGGUGCUGUUUGUUUGUCUUGGUUCACCUGCUGGUUAUGUUUCUGCUAGAAUUUACAAAAUGGUUGGAGGUGAAUUGUGGAAGACCAAUGUCUUGUUAUCAGCAUUCUUUUUUCCUGGACUGAUGUUUGGCAUUUUCUUCCUGCUGAAUCUUGUUCUAUGGACUGAGGGAUCAUCAGCGGCUGUUCCGUUUACGACUCUACUUGCCCUAUUAGCCAUGUGGUUCGGCAUUUCAGUCCCACUGACAUUCUUAGGAGCUUACCUUGGAUUUAAGAAAAAGCCAAUUGAACAACCAGUUCGAACCAAUCAAAUCCCUCGUCAGAUUCCAGACCAGAGUAUUUACACCAGAGCAGCGCCUGGAAUUAUCAUGGGAGGUGUUCUUCCGUUUGGCUGUAUUUUUAUCCAAUUGUUUUUUAUCCUAAACAGUAUUUGGUCGCAUCAGAUUUACUACAUGUUUGGUUUCUUGUUUGUGGUUUGUUUAAUUCUGCUGGUGACCGUGUCAGAGACCACCAUACUGUUGUGUUAUUUCCAUCUUUGUGCUGAGGAUUAUCAUUGGUGGUGGCGUUCCUUCCUGACAGGUGGCUGUACUGCGGUGUAUUUCUUUCUGUACUCUAUUCAUUUCUUUGUAACCAAACUGACCAUAACAGGAACAGCCUCCACCUUCCUGUACUUCGGCUACACACUGAUUAUGGUGAUGAUCUUCUUCCUUUUCACUGGAACUGUGGGAUUUUUCGCCUGCUUCUUCUUUGUGAGAAAAAUCUACAGCAUCGUCAAGGUAGACUGAGAAACUUAAUGGAAACUGUGCUAUUUGUGCAUCAAGUGAAGGAUAUUGGAAAUAUCAUUAUGAACUUUAGCCAGCCACAACAGGAGACAAAUGGCAAUUGUUGGGCUGGGAAUAAGUUACUAGGGGGAUCUUGGUGGUUCCGUUUAAUUGUAAUUCAGUAGUCGUGGUAUCAACUUCAGUUGAAAUUGUUACCUUAUUCUCUUGUGUUUAAAAAAGUAAUGAGCACACAACACGGACUUAAUAUGUAAAACUUAACUUGGAAAACGAAGUUUCAUUUUGAAUAAUUGCCAGUAGUUAUUUGUAUGCUUGGCGGUAUAACAUUUUAGCGGAGCUCACAGCGCGUGCGUAGCGAGUGGAAACGCUAGUAGCUCAUCAAGGCGAAUCUUAGCUGUUAAUUGUAAUCCUUUUGGUUGGUCAUAUGUGGAGAGUUUCGGUGGAAGUUAAUUUAUUGUUCAGACUAUUACGGCGACCGUGAGACACGGGCACGGGGCAAGGUUAUUGGAGCCGUAGUUAUCAGUUUGUUUUAUACACUCUUACCAAUGCCAAUAACUCAGUUGAAGGAAAAUUUCUGAUCCGCGAUGGCUACUCAUGUGAGCCAGCGGUUUCAAAGCGAAGAAAGUUGCCAAACGUCUCGUAGUUCAUUGUCACCAUGGAGAUUCUCAUCAUGCACGUGUGACAUGUUUGCGUGCGAACGUGUCACUGGCUUGCAGUUAUGAUUGGAUGCAUUAAAAUGAAAACCCUGCUCGACUAAAUUAUAAAAAAAAAAUCUCAUGUAUAAAAAUUGGGAGUUAUUUAUCGAAUAACUUUUAAGCAGGCAUCUCGUUGUAGUUGUUGAAAGUUGUCGGAUAAGCGCUUCUCAUUACAAUGAAUUUAAAUUCAUUUCAAUUGCGGUAAGGUAUUUAUCGAAGUUGUAAGAGGAAAGAGAAAGCGACAUGAAGGCUUCAUUUCAUUUGUUUCAAAAGUUAAGAUUGUGUACCUUAGUUUACUAGCUUACUAUGGAGUUGUGUUACCAGCUUAUCAUUCAGUGCACGAGCGAUAGACCAAAGUUCCCGAUUGUUUUGUGAAGCAUUAGGACAAUGUAAGGGAAGGUGUUGCUUAAAGUGAAAUGUUCUAAACGAAUCUGGGAGCUUGGUGUACGAGCUGCUAUCUUUAAAACGUUGCAACGUGAGUACAAUAUAUUUUUGCCUUGCAUCUGGCAAAGAAGGGUACUACUGUAAGCAACUGGAAGUUGUAGGCUCAAUUUCCCGCCUUUUUCUCGAGUGCGGACCUCAUUCUUUCUUGAAAUCAUAGCAGGAGAAUAUCAUGGGUGCACCUUAGACACUGGCUGGUGAAUAGACCCUACGAUUUCUAUGUAGUCCCUCGCGCAGACAAUUUUGUGUAAUUUGAAAGUGUGGAUGUAUUAGUGCUUUCUGCACUGUCUAACUUUAAUUAAUUAGCAGUUCCUUUUUAAUCCCAUAAUGUCGGUAUUUUAAUUUCAAACGUUAACUAUAGACAAUCCUACGGGCUUUUCUGGGGAUAAACGCCAAACUAUUAAGUAUACUCCUCGUAUUCGGGGCUAUUACGUUUUCGCGGUUGGACGUUUCUAUUUCAAUAUUGCUCUUCCAGAUUACUCUUUUCGUGCCAUAUGUACUUAAAAUUUGAUGUACGGAUUGCGUAGUCGGUGCAAUAAUCUUAAUUAACAGCAAGCUUUGUUAAAGGAUAAUGUCUGUAAACCAAAUUGAUUGAUAUUACACUUUAAGACGUAUUCCUCGUGACCAUAAUGUUUUCUUUCUUCAUUCUGUUUUUAUCAAAUUGUUGUAGUCAGUAGAGUUGGAGUCCUUAAAAGAAAGAGGUCAUUUCUGGGUUCCAUGACCCUCGCUUUCAAAACGAGGCGUGACAAUGUUUCUUAGUAAAGCAAGCUUUACUUGCACGAGAUUAGCAAGACAUUUUCAACCCCGAUUUUGAGACAAAGCUUGGGGGCAUCUCAGAAAUACUCUUUUUGACUAAAGUAAAUAAAUUCGCACUUAUCGACUGA